AAAAACGCCUGCACAGCUUUGCUCUGUUAUGGCAGGGAGGGCUCAGAUCUCUUGCCAAAGAGUUCUCCCAACUCACUGUGAAAUUGGUGUAUGAAUGGCGUUACAUUUCUCUGGAUGAAGCUAGAGUGUGUGUUUCUGAGCUUAAUUUCUGGGAUUUCUCAAGCUGUUCAAGUCUCGGGCAGCUAUGUGCUUUAAUAUUUUUCACCGGCAGGAUUAUGUGAGAAGUUCAAUGUCAUCCCAGGUUAAUCUCUCAUGAAGACAUCUUUGGAUACGCUGGAGGAAAAGUUUAGAGUGUGCGCUAUUAUUUUAUGAUAAUGCCACGACAUUUUUAGCACAUCCAUGCUCAGAAGAUGCACUCUGGAUCUGUCUAUCGAGGAUUUUUUUUUUCAGUCCCGGGCUGUUUUCAUCCGGUGCCACCUACAAAGCCGGUUCCUCACUCUCACUCUCGCUCAGCAGAGAUUCAGAGAGGUGGAGAGCAAGACUUCCACGGGGGGAGAGAGUGGAAAAGCAAAACUGAAAUUCAUCCUUUCUCCCCUUUAAAGAGAGUCAAACAGGGAAAAGCUCGCUGCACACUGUGUUUCCAGAUGGAGAGGAAGCAAGGAGAAGUGGACCACCUGGAGCGACCAAGCCCCCUGACUGACAAGGAGAAGGUGUCGAUCCAGGACUCGUGGGCUAAAGUCUACCAGAACUGCGAUGAUGUUGGGGUGGCCAUACUCGUCAGGCUGUUUGUGAACUUCCCCUCGUCCAAGCAGUUCUUCAGCCAGUUCAAGCACAUUGAGGACAUGGAGGAGUUGGAGCAGAGCUCCCAGCUCAGGAAGCACGCUCGCAGGGUCAUGAGUGCAAUAAAUACAUUGGUGGAGAGCCUUGACAACUCCGAUAAGGUGUCCUCCGUGCUGAAAACGGUGGGGAAGGCCCAUGCCCUCCGACACAAGGUGGAUCCUGUGUACUUCAAGAUUCUGAGCGGAGUGAUUCUGGAAGUCCUGGGAGAAGAGUAUCCAGAGGUGGUGACACCAGAGGUGGGCUCAGCGUGGACCAAACUAUUGGCUACAGUCUGUAGCAGUAUCAAAGCCGUCUAUGAGGAGGUGGGCUGGACGCAGCUCUCAAACUCCACCGGCUGAAGCUUUCAGCCGUGGGCCUCCCACGCAGGGAUGUUUUUGAGUUUUCUGCAUUCUCAUGAGUCAAGAAUCAGUUGACUGUAAUCUGGGAAUACAGUUUGGUGUAACCCGUGAUAAUCAUGGACUAUGGAGUACAUAUAAAUAUAUAUGAUAUAAACAACAAUGGGAACAAGAACUGUACCCUUUUUGUGGCUAACAGUGUGCUUAUGAGGGAAAAUAUGUACAAAUAAAGAGUAAAAUAAAACGACCUUCCUUGCAAAUGUUCCCCUGUAAAUAACUAACCCAUUUCACAGAUAAAGCAAAGACGAAUAAAAAGCAAACGCUGGCCCAACAGUGGAUGAGAAGUCACAUCUGACCUUAGUGUGCCUUCUGCUGAAUGUGUACAUGUGGAGCGUGGAAUAUAAACGGCAUUCUCUCUAAAUAUUUAGAAUGUUUUUAAGAAAUUUCCUGUUAUUCGUCUCUAUACACUUGUUUACUUUGUUAGAUAUUAUGAUUGCUAGGACAUUUCUACAUUUUUUAACACUCGACGAUUGUACUUUUUUUUCAUUACACCAUUUUUAUCUGUAACUGAAUAUACUUUG
Messenger RNA from Menidia menidia (Atlantic silverside), 1696 nucleotides. The record is from the annotation of a GenBank genome assembly. Lineage: Eukaryota; Metazoa; Chordata; Actinopteri; Atheriniformes; Atherinopsidae.